Amphimedon queenslandica is the source of this 1281-nucleotide messenger RNA. RefSeq lists its product as uncharacterized. The record is from RefSeq and is a predicted model, not a curated record. The transcript is spliced from 5 exons. The annotation marks the transcript as partial. NCBI's taxonomy places the organism in Eukaryota, Metazoa, Porifera, Demospongiae, Haplosclerida, Niphatidae.
UGUUGAUGCUGCUGAGGAAACAGAAUUGAUGGAGACAUGUAAUGGUGAUGAAACUGACAAUCCUAUUUUAGUAAGACGUGAUGAUGAAGUGAUCAGUGAAGCCAAAUGGAAUGGUUUCAAACUAUGUGGUGACAACAUUGACAAAACAGUUAAGCCUAGGAACAUGACAAUCUCAAAACAAAGUCAGAGUUUCAAUUAUUUCAAUUCUUAUGCUGUUCUUGACAGAAUUGAUAUGUCCUUAUGUUCAGAAGAAGCACCUUUAAUUGAUCUAGAACCUGAUAUGGGUUCAAUACUACCUUCAAAUGACAACAAAUUGUCAAUUAUACGCAAUAUGGCAGUUCUAGUUGCUCGUAUUCUUGUUAAGAAUAUUUCAUUCUUCAAGCUGCAUUUUGAGGAUGCUGUUGAGUACCACAUCAAGCACAAAUUUACUAAAGAAAUGAGCACAAAGUCAGAGGUGGUGAAUUUAGGAAUUUAUUUGCACAGUGAAAGAAGUUACGAUGAAUUUUUACAAAUAUUGGAUAAACUUGAAAAGUAUAUUCCUAAGAAAAUUGUUGAGCAUGAUGGCUUGAUGCGUGAAGUACACCACCAGGUUUUGUUAGGUGGUGAUCAAAUGACUGCUGCUAGGGCACGUGGGUCCAAAAUGAUUCGGAUGAAUUCAACCACUGAUUCAAAGCGACUCACUGGUUUACUACCUGUUUCAGAAGAUUGGCAUACAAAAGUCAUUUUGCUAGAGAUAAUAUGGAAGCGAUUAUACAGCACUGUGUCAAUUACUGACCAUGGAACACUGCAGCAGUUAAGAAACCUUAUUAACAGAAGAAAUGUUGUCUCAGACCCGAAAAAAGAUGUCAAUGCAACUGAAGAUUUCUUAAAUUUGGUUACCACGUCAUAUGUGUUAUGUGUUGCUAUGCAAAAGUUAAAAAUGAAAGAAAUAGAUAGCUCUCCAUCAGUAGAUGUUCUGGAUAUUGGCAAUACUAAGGAAGAAAGGAAGGAAUGGAUUAUUACAUUUUCUGAAGAAAUUGCAUCGGAAUAUGUUGAUUUGUCAACAUUUAACUCAGACAGGAAAAUAGAUCCAGAAGAUCAUGUUUAUGAAUAUGCAAAAGAAAUGAUUAGUCUUGGACUCUUUUAUAUGGAGUAUCACGACGCAAUACGGGAGGGGGAUGGAGACAGAGUAUUUAAUUGCUGGAAGUAUAUGCUGAUUAUGUUUAGAGCUACUAGUCAUUGGAACUAUGCUUUGGAGGCCUUCACACUGUUAGCUCAGUAUCACUGGAUACUACCGGAAAG